GGGUGAAGGAGACGCGUUCCCAGAAUUCAGCGGGCCUUUGACCUCCGUGACCCAAGAUGGCUGCGCCCAGGACAGCGGAGGAGACGCUUUGAGUGAGUGGAAGAUCUAGCCAGAACUUGAAUUACGAUGUCGAAGAUAUCCCGUGCUGCUUCUAAAGCAGUACAAAAGGUGGACCCUGGAAAUUUGAUCCGGUCGAUCAUCCGAGCUGGGCAGGCUGUUCCUGGACCACCCUUAGGACCUAUCCUUGGGCAGAGAGGCAUCUCCAUUGGGCAAUUCUGCAAGGAUUUCAAUGAGCGCACAAAGGACAUCAAGGAAGGGAUCCCUCUGCCCACACGCAUCAUUGUACGGCCUGACCGAUCAUACGAGCUUCAGAUAAACAAGCCAACAGCUACAUAUUUUCUGUUGUCAGCAGCUGGCAUAGAAAAGGGAGCAACAAAUCCUGGGCAUGAGGUGGCAGGAAUGGUGACCUUGAAGCACUUGUAUGAAAUUGCCCUGGUGAAGUCUCAGGACCCGAACUUCGUGCUCCGCGACACGCCGCUCGAGAAGGUCGUCCUGUCGCUCAUGGGGACUGCCCGGUCGCUGGGCAUCAAGGUGGUGAAAGAACUCCAUGCAGAGGAAUACGCUGCUUUCCUGAAGGAGCGCGAAGAGUUAUUGGCAGCUCAGGCUGAAGCAAAGGAAGCUGAACUGGCAGCUGCAAAGAAGAAAUGAGCGCCACCUCCCUCCAUUUGGGCACACUGAGAUUCAGAUCCCCAGAGUGCUUGGAGUGUGAAUGGCGCCGGCUUCUCACUUGUCCAGUCUGCUGUGCACUGGGAGCUAAGUCUGCCCAGUGAUGCCU
Messenger RNA from Podarcis raffonei (Aeolian wall lizard), 835 nucleotides. RefSeq names its product mitochondrial ribosomal protein L11 (gene MRPL11). Gene Ontology annotation, cellular component: ribosome; mitochondrial large ribosomal subunit. NCBI's taxonomy places the organism in Eukaryota, Metazoa, Chordata, Lepidosauria, Squamata, Lacertidae. The transcript is spliced from 6 exons. The record is from RefSeq and is a predicted model, not a curated record. Bases 127 to 708 code for a protein of 193 amino acids. Gene Ontology annotation, molecular function: large ribosomal subunit rRNA binding; structural constituent of ribosome. Gene Ontology annotation, biological process: translation.